AUGGCCUUAUAUCGCACAACUGGGAAGCUCUCCGCCGUUAUGGGACAAGCAAAGUAUCACGCCGCUGCAGAAGGAGGGGGAACCAUUCUUGAGAUACCAGCUUGUGCUGUAACUGCGGACGAGCUAAAACAGGAGCUUCAGAGGCGACUCCAAACAUCGCAGUACACAAUCCAGCUGAAACGAGACCGAUACUCAGUCACACUGCCACUCCAUGGGAAGCAAGAUAUACUCAACACCCUCUAG
Molecule: messenger RNA, 243 nt
Organism: Neurospora tetrasperma FGSC 2508
Lineage: Eukaryota; Fungi; Ascomycota; Sordariomycetes; Sordariales; Sordariaceae
Exons: 2
Coding region: 1-243 (80 amino acids)
Source: RefSeq, a predicted model, not a curated record